AUGCGCCAAAGAAAGGCCGCGCGGCGAUUGUGGCCAGUCUUCGUGGCGUUCUCUCUCGCCCUGAUCGUCUACGGUCUUUUCUGCCCACAGGAUAGGCUUCGGGUUCCCCUGAUAGGACGCCCGACCGCAUCCUUUUUUGACCAGCAAACGAAGACUAGCCCUCCGUCUGCGGCGGCAUCUGACUUCAACAACCUCCGCCUGACUGAGGAACAAUGCCAAACGACAUUUCCUGGCCUGACGAAAGAGAUAGACCUGGCCGCGGCAGAGGGCGGGUUCCGGCUCGGAAUCGGCGAUGCGUCCGUAUCGCUGCUGGGGCAAAUUAAGGACAAUAGGAUACUUGUACUACAAGCUCCAAGAACGGUAGACAUGUCGGAUCAGUGGAUCGAGCGACAAAGCGCCGCCCUCCAUCAGCUACACCGAGCUGUCCUUACCUCACCAACUGCCCUACCAGACACCCACUUCAACCUCUACAUCCAAGACACCCCCAUUCCUCACACGUGGUCCCACAGCCGUCCGACACGGCGUUCAUCGUCGCCCCCGAGACACAUCUUCCCCAUCCCUCACUUCUCCUUCUGGGCAUGGACCCAGCCCUUCAUCCGCUCCCUCCCUCAUGCGGCCUCUGCCAUCGCCGACAUCGAGUCCAGCCUGCCAUUUGACGAAAAGGACGCCCGCGCAGUCUGGCGCGGCACGCCGUGGUUCAACAACGGCGCGAGCGCAAACCCCCGGUCUCGACAGGAGCUUCUCAGGACCGCGAAGAACACAACGUGGGCAGAUGUGCAGGCGUUGGAGUGGACGAACAAUGGGGAGAAUGCGACCAACGCGCUCAUGAUUGAGGAAUUUUGUAGGCACAAGUACAUAAUUCAUACCGAGGGCGUGUCGUAUUCGGGUCGUCUGCAGUUUCAUCAGCUUUGCGAGAGCGUCGUGUUGAGCCCGCCUGUGGAAUGGAUGCAGCAUACGACGCACCUCGUUCAGCCGGUGUACUCGAGCACUCUGCUGCUGGGUCCUUCCGAUAUCAGGUCCGGGUCCGGGGAGGUGUCAGCGAAGAAAGGCAGUGUUGCCGCCGCCCCCUCGGCGAAGCAGCGGGACAAGCAGCAUCAUCCUUUGCCGAGGGCACGAGAGCAGUGGCCGGCAACGGUCCGCCCGGACGAGGCGAACAUGGUCUUUCUCAAGCCGGACUGGUCGGACCUCGAGGCGACGGUCGGCUGGCUGGAGGACCACCCCGAGGUUGCGCGCGGCAUCGCUCGACGGCAGCGGGCGCUGUUCUCUGGUCGGGGGUAUCUGAGCCCCGCGGCGGAGGUUUGUUACUGGAGGGCACUCGUGAGGGGCUGGAGUCGGGUUGUGCGCGUCGAUGAUGCCAUGAUCCAAAAGAGUGCCGACGCGGUGAGCUUUGAGGAGUUUAUUGUGCGGUCUGAAAAGGUUCAGAGGGGUCACUGA
Colletotrichum orchidophilum is the source of this 1434-nucleotide messenger RNA. RefSeq lists its product as uncharacterized. The record is from RefSeq and is a predicted model, not a curated record. The coding region runs from base 1 to 1434 and encodes 477 amino acids. The transcript has 2 exons. NCBI's taxonomy places the organism in Eukaryota, Fungi, Ascomycota, Sordariomycetes, Glomerellales, Glomerellaceae.